Molecule: messenger RNA, 4208 nt
Organism: Hydractinia symbiolongicarpus
Lineage: Eukaryota; Metazoa; Cnidaria; Hydrozoa; Anthoathecata; Hydractiniidae
Product: FK506-binding protein 5-like
Exons: 28
Coding region: 490-3618 (1042 amino acids)
Biological process (GO): cilium assembly
Cellular component (GO): ciliary basal body; cytoplasm
Source: RefSeq, a predicted model, not a curated record
UUUGUUCGUUUCUUUUAGUCAUAAUGUUGGUAUAAUUAUUUAGAUCAUUAAAAUGUUUACUUUUUUAAUUUGAGCAACUUUGGAGUACAAAUUCAUUUUUAAAACCAUGAUUCAUUUUUCUUAGCCAAAAUUAUUAUUUUUUCAUCUUGUAGACAAGUGUGAACCCAAGCAUGAGAACCGAGUGUCUAAACUUUUGACUUUUUCAAUCUUAAUUUCCUUGUUUUCAAUAACCGGAAUAUAUAUUUAUUUGUAAAAAGAGCUUCCAACAUGUGUUUUGAGUAUUUUUAAUCGAUCCACAGUGACGUUUUCGCUCUGUAUGUUCUUGUUUUAAUGUUUUUAAACUUCAUUGAUGUAUAGAUAUUAUAUAGGUGAAUUAAUUAAUAUAAAAAUGAUACUGAGAUGAUGAAUUAAAUAUUGUGUAUUGGUAUCUGCUUUUAGGUGGAAACUCUAUAUGUAUAUUAAAAACAUGAUUUACAGACCUUUGUUUAAAUGGAGACUGCAGUUGGAAGAUUCAUGUUUCAGAAAAGACAUGAGAAAAUAGAUUGGCGGAAACUAGCAUCUGUAGAUGUGGAUCGUAUUGCACAAGAAGUUGACGUAGACGCAAUACAAAACAAUAUUUUAAAUGUUACAUAUUGUGCUAUAGAACAUGAACUGGGAUACCAUGGAUUAGACAUUAACUUUAUAAAACUAUUUCGGUUGGCUCAAUUAACGAUAGAAUAUCUGUUGCACUGUCAAGAAUAUUUGCAACAAUGUUUGGAAGAGAGAGACAAUAAAGUUUUAGAAACCAAUAAUGAAUUUCAACAACUUUCCACUGAGAAGGAGAAAGUUGUUGGAGAGCUUAAAAAGCGCAAUGAAGCAUACAAGACACUAAAAAAGGAACUACAAAAAUAUAAAAAGCUAAUUGGUGACUAUCAACUCAUGGUGAGAGCAGGUGCAAGUGGCCUGUAUAAGUGCACAUGUUGCAGCAAAAGUUUCGUAUCAGAGUUUUACCUGAGAAGUCACAUAGAGCGAAGACAUCCGGAAGAAGCAAGACGUCUUCAGCCAUUACAAGUGCAUUAUCAAUCCACUGUAAAUCAAAGUUUUAAAGAUGUUGAACUUCAAAAUGAAUUAAACGAGAUUCGAAGUAGGCUUAAAAUUACAGAAGAUGAGUUGAUAAAAGAAAGAGAAAACAUGAGUGUUCUUAGAAUAAAGGAAAACGAAAGAAACCAAGAACUUCUCCAUAAGUUCAAAAGUGAACAUGACACAUGGCAGCUCAAUGAGCAAAAGCGAAUGAAGAAUGAAUUGGAUGCUUAUAAAGAAAUGAUGAUGAGUGAACUGAGACAGAGUCAAUUAGAGAAAGAUUUUUUAAAAAAGAACUUGACAGAGCUUCAGCAAAGCACUGGUAAACAAAUGUCAAACUUGGGAGACUUAAUGGAUGCAGAUACUGAUCAUCGAUAUAUAAAUCUUAACAAGAAGAUCGAGCAAAUGGGAAAUGAUUUCCAACAAAAAAUAAACGAAAUUAAUGCAAAGCAUGCUAAAGAUAAGAUCAUACAAAGUAAACUUCAUGAAAAAGAAUUAGCAAAGGAAAAGAGUCGUUCUUCUAGAGCCGAAAAGGAUCGAAUUAAAGACCAACAAAUAUACGAAGAACAGAUCCAGAAUCUCCAACAGAAAUUAGCAAAGCAUGAUAAGCUUUUAGAAUCUAAGAUUGGUUUGGAUAAUGUUGAUAGUAAACGUCAAAGUAUCACUGCUUUAACACCACCUUUACCUCCUCCAAGAGAAUCAACAUCCAGUCCAGCUCCUGUUGUAGGAGAUUUACCUGAGAAAGAGAGCAUUUGUUUAUGGGUUUCUAAUAACCAGUCUUUCCAAAAAAGUCAUCGUGUAUUCCGGACACCUGCAUCUACCAAAGGGGAUUGGAAGGACUCUUUUUCAUUUCACGCCUUGUUGGAACCGGUUGGGGAAUUUCAAAAAGCGAUUUACGUGUACUCAUGUGGUGGUUCUCCAUACUGGCGACAAUAUGUAUCAGAAUCUAAUCAACCGCCUCAUUCAAGCUACAAGCACGAUUUGACGUUUUAUGUGACUUCCACAAAACUGCUUGGCACAAUGAAACUACACGUUCUUGAUGCUGGGAGUGGCAGUGUUGUACGAUCGAUGAUAUGCAAAGAAGAUGCAGCAGAAGAAUGGAAAAACAAAGGCUUGACUUUUUAUGCUAUGAAAGCAGGACCUAAUAAAACAUCUAUUACUAAAUCAGGAACAUUUAACUCAGAUGUAUUCGAAAGUGUUUCGGACGAUGACGUAUCUGUGUCUAGUUUUACGGGAACCGACGUGAUCAAGCAAGACUUAGCAGAAGACCUUAAACGAAGUCGCGAAAAUCUUGUUGAUGCUGGCGAGGAUAAGGAAGAAGUAAGAGGAAAAGAAGAAUUAUUUGAUAAUGAAGAAGAAGAGUUUGAAAAAGAAAUUGUGAAUGAAGAGAAUAAAAUAAAUGAAAAUUUCACUGGUACAUCAUCUGGGUCACUGCUGAUGUCAACAUUACCUGAAAAAGGAGAGUUCUAUCCAUUCCCUUCCAAUCAGUUAGCAGUAGCACACUACAACCAUAGCAAGGAUAUGGUCAUGGCGCAACGCAGAGAAAUAGCAGACAUACUAGAAGAUCACUUAGAAAAGCGAGGGGUUGACCCGGAAGAGCAGCAAAUGCCAACAUCAGUGUACAAAUCGAAAAUGAAAAACCACUCUAAAGAAGAGCAACUCACUGAAAAAACAUAUCCAGGCUUUCGUAAACGAAGACAUAAAAUUAUUGAAGAGUUAGAUGAGUACGUAGACAAAACGUUUAAAAGAAAGAAGAGCGCGAAAAGGAAUCUGAACUCUGUUGCUGGUGUUGCGAAGUCUGUGGUGAAAUUUCAAGGGAAGGAGAACAGACGACCUUUGCCAACAAUAAAUCGAGAAAGCACGCCUAAAAAAGAAACGCAUAUACAAAUUAACAAUAUAGUCAAUUCGAAAGAUCAUGCAAUUCACGGAAAUAAUGAUGAUGGUGAUGGUGACGGCGAUGAUGAUGAUGAGUUUGAUGUCAGCGAGUCGUCAGAAUGGGAUUCUGGAGAUGAAGAAGAUCAAGGGCUGCAUAUGAAAGUUCCAGCUGUGGCUAUUUCACAACCAUCACCUGAAAUCUCAUAUGACGAUGAACAGUAUGAUCAGGAGGAACCAUACAGACCUAAAAUGCGACCACCACAAGGAGAGAAGGUUAAGAAUUUAGCUGCCAGUUUAGAAGCAAGCCUUUCUCUUCGUGAUCCAAGUAAAAAGAAACUGGCUGGAGCUGUUGACUUAUAUCACCCAACGGAAGAUAAUGCUAAACCUAAACGCUCUGUUUCUUUUCAACAUGUUAAUGACGAUGAUGUUGAAGAGGAAGACAGUGACUUUUCAACGACUUCAUUCGAACAAGCAAGAACACGUGCUCCACACACUUCAACCAAAAACAAUGAUUUUUCUGACGAAGAUGACGAUAUAGAAACAUUGUUAGCCGCAUACGAACCAUCAGGUACAACUUCAACUAAACCAACUGCGUCAUCGACUCCUCAUUCAAGUGCUCCAACAAGCAAAACUGCUGUAACCGCCUUCAAUUUGGAAGAUUUUGAUGACGAUGACAGUUUUUAGUAUUAUUUGACUGUUUUUAAAAACAUUUCUAUCAACGAUUUGUAAAACUUUCAUUAUUUAAAAGUUAUAAGUUUCCUUAUGAAUUCGAAUUUCUUGUAAAUGUUUGGUUGAUUUAGCAACGAUUCCAUAAUUUUUUAAACUUGAUAUGUGUGGGUUUCGCAAUCUCGAGUACAAUUCUAGCACAACGUGUCAUCUCCAUUAUUAUUGUGUAAUAAUAGCAUUAUAGAAACGCAACGGAAAGCAUGCCUCUACUAUACUUUAAAGUGAUUUAACGAAGUAAUUAAGGAGUCGUUUAUGUGUAACUCAACGAUUUGCUACAAGUAUACGAGUUCUCUCAUACAAAUAUUUACCCACUUAAUUGAGUUACUUAGUUUCAUCUCCUAGGUUUGAUCUUCUGGUGCAUUGGGUUUUCAAAAAAUAUUACGAAUACUGAUGUUCUAGUUUAUACUGGUGUCUGUGUCUGGUUAAUGCAUCUGUUUCUCGGGUGUAUAAGUUUAUAUAUAUUUUUACUGUAUAGAUGAUUUUUAAACCUAUUUAAGUUAUACAACUAGGGAAGAUAAUAAAUUUAAAUAUAUUAAUACAGACAAUAA